Molecule: messenger RNA, 459 nt
Organism: Caenorhabditis briggsae
Lineage: Eukaryota; Metazoa; Nematoda; Chromadorea; Rhabditida; Rhabditidae
Exons: 2
Coding region: 1-459 (152 amino acids)
Source: RefSeq, a predicted model, not a curated record
AUGGCUGACGAUGGAUACGAAUUGAUGGGUCCGGCUCAAGGACCAUUCGCUCCGGCUCCAAUCGGACCACCGUUGGCAGUUGGACAAAAACCUACUGUAGCUCCGCCCACUGCUAAACCACUUCCAGCGAUUGUGAACCAAAAAAAGGCGGUGCCAAAGAGAGCGGACACCGAAACUGAUUCGAGUGUUGAGCCGACUGCAAAAAGUGUUGCGGAGGGAAGAAAAGGAAAGAGUAGUGUGAGAUCAGUGAUGACCGAGCCUGCAGAGAAGAGUCGCAUGGAAAGUUGCUAUCUCGACGGAAACGCAAUCAGUCAACGUCCGAAUACCCUGGACAUUUGUCAAUUGUCCGGUGCCAUUUUUCUGACCCUCAUCGUUGUGAGCAUUUCGAUUCCGGUCAUUUUGACGGCCGUUGGACAAGCGGAUAUUGAGUGGAUCAAGACUAAAUUAGCGAAACUUUAA